UUCAUAAUCUUAGGUGUGUAGUGUUUGUAUGCUUUGAUUCGAAUUUGUAACAAAUAAUGUGGUUUUUGUGUUUUGAACUUAUCCAUGACUUUCAAAGUAUGACCAUAGAAAUUUUGUAUAAAAGUAACAAGAAUUUUUUGAUAAGCAUAGUGGGUGUGGUAUGACCGUAGAAUUUUGUAUGAGCUUGAUGCAUAAUACGUCCACUAAAAUUUUAAUAAAAGCAUGAUGCGUAGCAUGGAUGUAAUGUUUUUAUAUGACGCGUAGUAUGAUCGUUGGAUAUCAUAGCAUAUAUAUGUUUUGAGUUUUCAUAGAUCAUUAAAUUUUGUCUAGUGUUUGUGACCAUACUCUUGUUGAGUGGUGAGAUGGGAUCUUGGGAAAGUGCGACUUCACCAUUAAUGAUUGGGGUUCCUUCUUCUACAGAAGGAGGAUCUCAUUCAAUGUUGGAUAGUGAUGAAGAUAUUCCUAAUGCUCAACCAUUACCUCAAGUCACUUUGGUUGACAGUGAUGAUGAGGGGGAAGUUUUUGAUGAGAAUGUAUGUAAGAUUGAUGGAGAGCCUCGAGCUCUUGAGUAUGCGAUAAUGGUACAUGAUUAUGAGGGUGACAAGAAUGAGUAUGUCGGGCGGUCCCUUCACUUUUUGAGGGACAACCCGAGGUCUAGUAUGACUAAGGGUGAUAUCCUACGCAUGCGACAUCAAUAUGAGAUUCAUUCUUCUAUACAAAUGCGACUUCCAACUAUCGCUGAGCGUCCCGAUUGGGAUAGUGGCGAUUGGGUUUGUAUGUAUGAAUUUCCUUUUAGGAUUGGCUUUCGAUUCCCUUUCCCUCCAUUUGUACAAGAAGUAUUGGACUAUUAUGAGGUAGCUCCUAGCCAACUUAUGCCAAAUGCUUGGAGGUUAUUGUUGGGUAUAGAAGUCAUAGUUAGAGUGAAGGGUAAGAGGGUUGACCUUGUAGAUUUUCAGUCAAGUUAUUAUCUUAAACAACACGAUACAGAUAAGGGUCGAUUUCUAUUCACUCUUAGAGCGAACAAAAAAGCUUGGGUAACGGAGCUGGUUCCGAGCAACAAGAGGGGUUGGAGGAAGAAAUAUUGUUUUGUCAAAGGUGACCUGUUUGGAACGAGUGAUUAUGAGGUUCCUACUUCAUGGAGAACCUUAAGUAAGGGGCUCACUCGAUGUCCUCGAGGGGGGUAUUGGUCCGAAGCUCGAGUUAACGACUUGCUCUCUAUUCCUUCCGAUCAAAGAGCCCAUAACAAGCUUCUUGUUUUGGAUAAAUCUUGUGUUGGAAAUUUGUGGAGAGGUGCGCAACGUCGAAGGUAGUAUUUUUUCACUCAA
Molecule: messenger RNA, 1325 nt
Organism: Cannabis sativa
Lineage: Eukaryota; Viridiplantae; Streptophyta; Magnoliopsida; Rosales; Cannabaceae
Exons: 2
Coding region: 363-1310 (315 amino acids)
Source: RefSeq, a predicted model, not a curated record